Messenger RNA from Menidia menidia (Atlantic silverside), 558 nucleotides. Lineage: Eukaryota; Metazoa; Chordata; Actinopteri; Atheriniformes; Atherinopsidae. The record is from the annotation of a GenBank genome assembly.
AUGGCGAGGAGACCCAACAUCCUGCUCACAGGUGCUGUCCUGGAGGUGGCCGGACUCAGACGUGGCCACGGGACCCCUGGCGUUGGGAAAACAACCCUGGGGAAGGAGCUGGCCCAGAGGAGCGGCCUGACCUAUGUCAACAUCGGAGACCUGGCCCAGGAAGGGCAGCUGUACGACGGCUAUGAUGAGGAGUACCAGUGUCCUAUUUUGGAUGAGGACAGGGUGGUGGACGAGCUGGAGGAGAAGAUGGAGGAAGGGGGCGUGAUCGUUGACUACCACGGCUGCGACCUGUUCCCCGAGCGCUGGUUCCACAUCGUCUUCGUGCUCCGGACAGACAACACUCAGCUCUACACCCGGCUAGAGGGCAGGGGCUACACGGGGAAGAAGCUGCAGGACAACGUGCAGUGCGAGAUCUUCCAGACCAUCUACGAGGAGGCCAUGGAGGCCUACCGGGAGGAGAUCGUCCACCAGUUGCCCAGCAACACCCCGGAGGACCUGGAGCAGAACCUGGAGCAGAUCUCCUCCUGGACGGAGCGCUGGAUGAAGGAGCACAACUAG